Messenger RNA from Leishmania braziliensis MHOM/BR/75/M2904, 4914 nucleotides. RefSeq lists its product as hypothetical. The transcript has a single exon. Bases 1 to 4914 code for a protein of 1637 amino acids. NCBI's taxonomy places the organism in Eukaryota, Euglenozoa, Kinetoplastea, Trypanosomatida, Trypanosomatidae. The record is from RefSeq and is a predicted model, not a curated record.
AUGGUGCUUCUCUUUUCUGUUGAAAAUCCGACAGGCAAGGAUGGUGGCAAGGAGGACGGGAAGGGUGAGGUGCCUUACGCGUGGUCCACCUUCAAGGAUCGCAUCGCCGUCAUCUAUGAUGAUCGAAAGGGCGUGCAGCCGUCUGAAGAGGAAAUUGAGUGGCAGCUUCAAGUGGCUCAGUUCCCUGUAACGCCGCACUUUUUCGUCACGCCCUUCGAUGGCGUUAUGGACGGAAACGAUGAGCAAGAGUCGAAGGCGCUGCAGUUGGUGUUUGAGGACAUCAUGCAUUGCGUUCAGCGAAGAGAGAAUGUCACUGUGAUCCACCGAGGCGUCAACGCUGAGGCACAUCUCGAGACUAUCUUGAUCUCCUUUCUUCAGGCAGUUCGAUCGUCUGCGGAGUACGGAAUGCAAGUUGUAGCGGACGAAAUCGCGAAGGAAAAGCAGAUGCAGCGGCUGCUGCAGAUGAACGCGAACUCGGGGGACGCAGAUGCAACGGAGGCGCGCGGCACGAAAGCGCACGAACGCGAUACCACGGGGCAGGGUGGGGGCGGCGUGCAGCUGUCAAAGGCGCUGCGUAGGAAAAUUGCCAAGCUGCGACAGGAAUACCACUACCAGCACCCCGCCGAUAGGCAAGUAGCCGCAAGGAGCCGCUAUGGGCUCAUCUCAGCCGCUCACAAUGACCUAUUGUAUCCACCACGCAAUGACUCCUCCUUGCUGAGGCCGCAGGCGUUUAUCGCGUAUCCCCCAGUGAGCCGUGCUACCCGGACAUCGAGGGCUGCCUCGCUGGCGGCGGCCAAGAGCACGCGUAGCCACACUAUCUUGUUCAAUCAGAUGCAGCGCCGUAAUACUGCAAAGAUGCUGGAAGAGCUACGGGAACAGGAGGCAGUCGGCGACUGUGAACCUAUUCCCGGAAACGGCUGGGGGGACAAAGUCACGUUCUACACGUUCGACGGCGCGUCGUCCGUGAUGGCGUUGCCGGGGAUUCCCAACCUUGACGAGGUGAUUCGCGAGUUGGCGGUCGACUUUUGGGUUCGCACCGACUUGAAGCCAGCGGACGGCAAACGAGUACUGAUGCAAAUGAUGGAGGGUCAACGCGAGGAUGUUGGCCAGCUGUUCCAACUGAGCCUCAACUGGUACGAAGAUAUGCCGGACUCUCUCCGAGUCGUUAUUCGCGACUCUGCCAACCGAGUGCUGGAGGCGGUGGGCUCUGUGGCGAAGGUGGGACUCACCGACGGCACCAAGUUCCAUCACGUGAUGUUACGCGUUCACAGUUUAGAGGAGGGCCAGUUGUCGUGCGAGGUGGACGGGCGACCCAUUAACAUUCAGCUCAUUCAGCAAGAGCAUCCCGUCGCUUUUAACCCGUGGUCGCAUCGCCUCUUUGUGGGCGGCUACCUUGACGAGGUGAACUCACCAGCCUUGGUCUUUCGUGGGGUCAUCGCGGAGCUGCGGUUCUGGUCAGGCGUAUUCCCCUCGCAUCCUAUUGUGCGGUGGCCGCUCUUUGCCGUCGAGGGCGGGAUGCUACAGGAAAUGACGCGCACAAUUCCCGCCGACCAUCACGAGACACUCUUGAACCUGCACGCGGUAGAGGAGUCACCGCCGCGCAGUGCCCCAUCCUUUGAUGGCAACCUAGUGGUGAACGUCGGAACGUUGCCGCUGUUUGGUCAGCUCAUGCACAACUGGCGAAUGGAGCUGUCUUUUCGCACUGACGUCUCGUCGCGCAUGAUGACGCUCGUAGGCGUGACGGAUCGAAACUUCAAAAUGCAAGAGUUCGGCAUCGUGCUGAACUCGGAGCCGGUCAUUACAAAGGAGCGGCUGCGCUACCACGAGCUUCACACGACCUUCUACAUUGUGGACGCAUUCGGUGCCUGCUGCUCAGCGCUACUCCGCGGCACCGAGCGUCAGAACUUGAUGGAUGGUGAGUGGCACAAGCUCGUGUGGCGGUGCAUCGACAGUGAGACAAACAAUUUCAGUGUCAAGGUGGAUGAUGUUCUGCAGGACCUGCUCUUCGUGUCGCGGGAGGGACCGACGCGGUUCGUGAUCUACGACAAUUGGAUCGCAGUUGGCGGACACAACGUGCGAAACUGGAAAAUUCAGCGCCCUUUCAUUGGGCAGAUUGGCCACUUUUUCCUCUCCUUGCAGAGAUGCCCCUAUGUGACGCUGGCGAUGGACGAGGGCCCUGGUGCUUACGUACUGCAGGAUCGCUCGCAUCACAACAAUCAUGGGCUGCUCAUCAACUCCACGACGAACGUUGUGCGCCGCAACGAUGUGGUGUGGACUCAAGGCCCCGCCGAUAAGUCCGAUGACGUCGACAACGCUGCCUGGCCUGACAUGCGGAUCUUCAAGAAUAACAAUGUUUCCGUUGCAGCGGUGGCUUUCACGUGCGCUUUCGGUGAGCGCAGCGUUGCGCACGAGACGCUGUACGAUGUGCUCUCGGGGAAAUUCCACGAGGUCGAGAACGCACCGCACAUUCUCACCGAGCGCACAGAGGCGCAGUGGAAGUCGUGGUAUGGUCUACCUGCGGAGUGCUACCACGCACUGGACAGUGUGGCACGCCUGGAGGAGUCUAUCAACGUGGUCCUGAGGGCAGAGGCACCACGGGGGCACCUGCUGGUCACGGUGCAUAUCGGCGACUGCUUUGCUUCUGUGCUCCAUAUCCGCGAGCCGGAGCUGCCAACUGACGCGGUGUACGACUGCAACAUGCUCAAGUGGCACUAUCCGUACAUGGUCGAAGGAAUGCAGGGCCGGCGCGAGCUCAUGCUGAAUCGCAUGAUCGAAGGUGUGGAGAGGGUGCUGCUUAGCGACACGCUGAAGCCGUACGUUACUGCCAAGUUGGGUCCCCUGAAUUCCGGAUCCCGGUCGGUGCUCACCGACGACAUCAUUCGCAGCCUGCAGAAUAUCGGGUGGCCAUGGUUCUUGCCAGUAGUGCUUCACACGCACCUGUUGAAUGCCGAAUUCGGCUCGACCCUGCAUCUGAUUCAGCGCGUCCGCCCCCAUAUGUCGGCGAAUGAAGCGGCAGCUGUCUCUUUCGUCAGCAAGAAACUCACUGACGGUGUUCGCGAGAACGCGUCGCUGAUGAUUCAGCGGAACUGGCGUGUCCGUCUGGCGAAGCGCGAGGCUGCGCGGCGGAGCGAGCUGCGCAGCUUGAACGACCGGAAGGUAGAGGAAAUACGCGCACUUCGUAUGAAUGCGACCGUCAAGAUGAAGGAAUCUCUAUGCGCGCUGCUCAUUACGCUGCACCAUCCGCAGUGUCCUGGCGUGCCGGCCAUCGACAGCGAUACAGGACCCCUUCAAGACGCUCUUCGACAGCAAGGCUACGAAGUGACGACGCUGGAGGACCCUGACAUGGCGACGAUGCUGCGUGCCGUCUCACAGACGGAUACAACUAAGUCCAACUUCAUCUACGUUAGCGGCUACGGUGGUGCACUCAACCUUCGCCAGCCACCGGUCUUUGGGUUCGAGUCGUUGGCGGUGUACGUCGAGGAGGAGGCUCAGCGGGCCACCUUGGACUGCGACGAAAGCGGCACAUUCCGUCAACUAAUGGUGCAAAUGAAGGCGGAGAAGGCCAUGGUGCCGGUCAAGAAGUCGAAGAAAAAGGCAAAGAAGGCUGCAGCGGCUGCUCGACCAAGGAAGACGGCUGAGGAAGCCGAGCUCCAGCAGCGUCAACUCGAGGGUCUUCUGUUCUCGUACCGCCAGGAGAUGGAGAUGGAGGAAUUGUCUUAUCGGGACAGCCUUGUUCACGAGUACGAGUCGAUGAACCAGCUUCUGUCGCGGCAGCUGCGACAUGUGAUCGCGGUUACGCGGGAGUACGAAGAGCGUUAUAAAUCAAAAGGCCCUGAAGGUGACGCGCAGAACUACGUGUAUACGGGCAAAUCACGCAUGAUUGAGCCCUUCGCCACGACUGUCGUGGAUAUGGAGGAUGUCAUCCGAGCUGCGUUGCACUGGCAGGACCCACCACCAGGCCUGCAAUGCGUCGUUGCGGUUGACCUGCAACCUGUGAUGCCGUACUCGUGUGGUGUGGCGUGCCUCGCCAGCAGUACCGGAAACACGUUCCGAGUGCCUUACCGCCCGCAGCAGCGUGAGCUCCUGUCCCCGAUCCUUGUAAAGGCCUUUAACGGACAGCUUCCAAAGAUCUCGGCCACUUCCAAGUAUGCUGUUCUCUCUGGUGGCAUUGAAACGGCGAUGAAUCAGCGGGACUGGAAGUCGUUCGCGUCGUACGUGGUGGGAAAGCUGCAACCCUACUGCCACCCCGAGCGCUUCCGCAUGCUGUGUGGGGAGUUAGACCGGCAUCUUCCCUUUGUCGCGGAGCUAGUGCCUGUGCGCGACAUUGUCAUGGAUGCUGAGGCCAGGGAUCGUCGGCGCCGAGAGCGCGAUACACAGAAGGUGAAGGCGCAAGUUUCGUUUGGCGUUGGCAGCGCGAAGAUUCAGAGUGAUAUGUUUUCCCUCUUCCGUGAUUUCCUAGAGGGUGUCACAGUGAGCGAGCUUGCCUUUGUCAACACAAUUCGUAUUCUCUUCACACAACAAAACAAGGGGAUCGAUGGCAUUCAGGUGGAGGAGGUCAUUGGCGCGCUGGAGAAGUGCCGCCCUGCUGUGUGCAGCAUGGCGUUCGAGGUGCGAGUGACUGCCGCUGGCGUGGAGGUGCAGUUCAAGGUGUCCGAAGCAGGGGAUAAGCUUCUCCUUAGUCAGUGGCUCAAUGUGGUCUCGUUGCGCAGUCUAACGUGGCAGUUUCACCAGCGGCCACUGUUUGGGAUGGGCCGACUGGAGGUUGACUAUAUCGAGUACCUGUAUGAUGCCAAGUUUGCCUGUAGUGCGAGGCGCUACUGGCAGCUUUGCAAGCAGUUCCACGCGUUCCCUGUGCCGAAACCGUACGUUCGCUUCGUGCAAGCCCGCGUGUUGAUGUCAUCAGACAAGCAGUAA